AUGGACUAUCCAGAGAUGGCAAAGAUGGAUUUCUGCGAGGUAAUCAUCGAAUGUAUUAAGGAAGGAGCCAAGAUAUGGCAGAACCACAGAAAUUUGCCUCAGGAAGAAAAGAACAAAAAGCAUGUCAAUGGUUUGGCACAGGGACCAGUAAUCAUGUACCUCGACUCCCUGCUGCUGCCAACCGACAAAAAAGAAGUGCGGAAGAUUGCAAAGACAAUGGACAAGACCUCAUUACCACGAGCAAACCAUCUCAAAGAGAGUGACCUAGCGAAAAUAGCUAGAGCAGACAUGAAAAGGGACGGAAAAGCACGACCAUAUGACUAUGAAUUUGGCAAAAUACAGGAACGUACCAAUAGCACGCCAGGCCAAGAUGAACUCCAACAGCAGGAUGGUGUCAACAACCCCAAAAACACGAAUGAACGGAACAAACAAAGCAACUUCACAACAGACAAUGCUACAACAACAACUACCCCAACACAAGCACAACAUAUGAUCGACGUCGGAACCUGUGAAGAGGCUCAGCUGAAGAACAAUCAAGUCAGCAGCCCCGCCAACCAAAUGCAAGAGGCUAACCCACAAUCAACCGUAUCACAAGCACUGCAAGACCAAGAGACAACCCGUGUUGAAAUUGAACCCCAUAGUGCACCUCAAACAGACGAAGGCGUCACAGAACAGGAACUUUGUGUACAAGAUAUUUCCAGUGCCACAACAUUGCAGAUCACCAUCACGAGUACAAAGGAGAAAGCCCAAGACAUCCCAGCCGAUGAGAAACAAGAGACUGUUAUACCUGACAAAGAAACAGUCGAUGCAGGCACGAAUAACCCAGUCAUCAACACAAAUGAAACAAAUGAGUACACUGAUCUCGAAGAUCAAGAACUUCAAACAACAACAUCUAAAGAGGAAGAGGAAGCAAGCAAAAGCACUAGCAUAGACAUUCAACAAGAAAAACAAGAGGACAACACGAGACAAGGAGAAGCCGUAGUUCCAGCAGUAGACAGUCCUGCAACUCCAGAGAUAGAGCUGCAAGAAAAAAAGGUCAGUGACGAUGAAAAGCAAAAUAAAGAGCAAGAGAAGGACCCAAAACCACCACUGAACGAAGAAUCAGCAGUAACAACAACAAAUACAGAGAGAGAGGAGACCAAUGAGCAAAAGGAGGACACUGAAGAAGGGCAACAUGUUCUUCAAAAGGCAGUCAUCAACGUAACAGAAGACCAAGCCCCAAAAUAUUCACUCACCGAAAAACACGCAGCAGAGACGGCAGCAGCAACAACGACUGAAAAGCUACAAGACAAAGACGACGGCAGCGGCGAUGAACUACAAAAGAAAGAAGAAGAAGAAGAAGAAGAUGCCCAAAAACCUCCACUCAAUGAAGAACAAGCACAACAUUCAGCAGCAGCAACGAGAACAGUAGGAGAGACAACAGAAGCAGCAACGAUUGAGGAGAAACACGAAGAAGGCGACCAUGGAGAUACAAGCAAUGAAGCAGGUACACACAUUGUUCCAGAGAAAGAAGCAGAAACCAUCGAAGAAAACCCUACACCGUCAUAUGAUGCCAAUUCCCCUGGCAGAGAGGUCAGUGCCAACCAGGUUGAGACUGAAAAAAAGACGGAAAAGACCACCAGCAAGACACGACGGUUGACAAGGAAAAACAUGAUGCUAAGAAAGACACAGACAACUCAAAUGAGGAUGGAGCAAAAACUGAACAAAAGGGUACAAUGCAAAAAGAAGAACAUAACAUGCCACAAGAAGCAGAAGGAGAACAAGAAAGGAACAACACUGGACAGGACAUAUCUUCUAGCACCGAAGCAGGCAAGACAAUAG
Messenger RNA from Aegilops tauschii subsp. strangulata, 1821 nucleotides. The record is from RefSeq and is a predicted model, not a curated record. Lineage: Eukaryota; Viridiplantae; Streptophyta; Magnoliopsida; Poales; Poaceae.